Ziziphus jujuba (common jujube) is the source of this 1885-nucleotide messenger RNA. Its product is annotated as DEAD-box ATP-dependent RNA helicase 15. The record is from RefSeq and is a predicted model, not a curated record. Bases 214 to 1500 code for a protein of 428 amino acids. Lineage: Eukaryota; Viridiplantae; Streptophyta; Magnoliopsida; Rosales; Rhamnaceae. Gene Ontology annotation, molecular function: ATP binding; RNA helicase activity; RNA binding. The transcript is spliced from 12 exons.
UCUCUUCCGUUCUUGUCCCUUCACGGUUCCCAGAUCCAGGGUUUUUUUAUAUACCCAUCCCCGACCCCUUCUUCUCCCAAUUUUUUUUUUUUAUUUUUUUUUUAUUUUUUCGUUUUUGUUUUUUUUUUUUCAAUUUUACACAGACAACUCGCUCUCUCUCAGUCGCAGAAUCCAGUUUCUCUAUCUCUAUACAACGCUUGUCGACGUCAAAGAAUGGGUGAAGUCAGGGACAACGAUGCAUAUGAAGAAGAGCUCGUUGACUACGAGGAGGAAGACCAAAAUGCCCCCAACUCUCUCUCCGCCAAGCCUUCUGGCGAAUCCGUAAAAAAGGGCUAUGUUGGCAUACACAGUUCGGGAUUCAGAGACUUCCUUUUGAAACCGGAGCUUCUUCGAGCCAUUGUAGACUCGGGAUUUGAACAUCCUUCAGAAGUGCAACACGAGUGCAUCCCUCAAGCUAUUUUAGGAAUGGAUGUCAUAUGUCAAGCUAAAUCUGGGAUGGGGAAAACUGCUGUCUUUGUUCUGUCAACUCUUCAGCAGAUAGAACCAAUUGCUGGUCAGGUUGCUGCUUUAGUUCUUUGCCACACAAGAGAGUUGGCUUACCAGAUUUGUCAUGAAUUUGAGAGAUUUCGCACUUAUUUGCCCGACCUGAAGGUUGCAGUAUUCUAUGGUGGUGUCAACAUCAAGGUUCACAAGGAUUUGCUGAAAAAUGAAUGUCCACAUAUUGUUGUUGGGACUCCUGGGAGAGUGUUGGCUCUUGCAAGAGAUAAAGAACUUGGAUUAAAGAAUGUGAGACAUUUUAUUCUUGAUGAAUGCGACAAAAUGCUUGAAUCACUGGAUAUGAGGAGAGAUGUCCAAGAGAUUUUCAAGAUGACUCCUCAUGAUAAGCAAGUGAUGAUGUUUUCAGCAACACUCAGCAAAGAGAUCCGCCCUGUUUGCAAGAAAUUUAUGCAGGAUCCUAUGAAAAUUUACGUAGAUGAUGAGGCCAAGUUGACUCUUCAUGGUCUUGUACAGCACUACAUUAAAUUAAGUGAAGGAGAGAAAAACCGCAAAUUGACUGAUCUUCUUGAUGCGUUGGAUUUCAACCAAGUUGUUAUCUUUGUGAAAAGUGUUAGCAGAGCUGCUGAGUUGAACAAACUACUUGCUGAUAGCAACUUCCCCUCUAUAUGUAUCCAUUCUGGAAUGUCACAGGAAGAGAGGUUGAAACGUUAUAAGGGCUUCAAGGAGGGGCAUUCAAGAAUUCUUGUAGCAACAGAUUUAGUUGGAAGGGGCAUUGACAUUGAACGUGUUAACAUUGUUAUUAACUAUGACAUGCCCGAUUCUGCCGAUACCUACCUGCACAGGGUGGGCAGAGCUGGCAGGUUUGGGACCAAGGGACUUGCAAUUACAUUUGUGUCAUCAGCAUCUGACUCUGAAGUUCUUAAUCAGGUUCAGUCAAGGUUUGAGGUGGAUAUAAAGGCGCUUCCAGAUCAAAUUGAUACUUCAACAUAUAUGCAAGCUUGAUGUGCCAUUUCAUCAACGAGGAAGCUUAUGUCUAAUUCACAGCAUUGGAAUUUGCAUUUGUUUCAUCAACGAGGAAGCUAAUGGCUAAUUCAAAGCUUUGCAAUGGGCAUUUGAUCUUGGUGGCAGCAAGUUUUAGUUAUUAGCAGUGUUUCGUAAUGUAGGAUAUUAUUAUAAACAGAGUAUUUAAACUUCCCAACCAAAAUGUAGAAUGCAGUAUCAGUUUGUAACUAUUUUUGGCUUUCAUUUUUUCUUUUCAGCUAUUUAUACGAGUUCUAUCAGCAGAAUAACAUCGAGCAGCUAUGUUCUGAAUAUCCUUAAUUGGGUAUGCUAGAAGUUCUGAGCUAGUAUCGGUUCUAUACCACUCUGAUAUUUCUUUUUAUCACAA